CCUACUGUAGGAACUCAGUGGAUGGCCACUGGUACAGUUAUGAUGACAGCAGUGUGGAGAAUGUGCCAGAGGAGGAACUGUGCACACGGGGGGCGUAUAUCCUCUUCUAUCAGAGAAGAAAUGUCAUCCCACCCUGGUCUGCCAACAGCUCGGUCAGAGGUUCCACCAGCUCCUCCAUGUCAGAUCACUGGCUCAUCCGUUUGAAUGGUGAUAGCCAAAGAGGAAGUAUGGUAUCACGGUCUUCCACAACAUGCCCUUCUUCCAUCCCAGACUCCCCAGAGUCUCCCGUCUUUCAAAAUGAACCCUCAAUUGAAGAGAGAGGUGGGUUCGAAAGCAGACCUUUCGUGCAAGGAAUCCAAGGGCGUAGCAUAAGCAUGAAAAGUCCCACCAAGACCAGGGUGCUCCCACUGCGAUGGUCCUUUGGAAACAAAGACCGUCACAAACCUGCCCAAGCUCCUGGCCAGGCUCCUGCAGA
This is a messenger RNA of Sinocyclocheilus anshuiensis, 475 nucleotides long. RefSeq names its product ubiquitin carboxyl-terminal hydrolase 43-like. NCBI's taxonomy places the organism in Eukaryota, Metazoa, Chordata, Actinopteri, Cypriniformes, Cyprinidae. The record is from RefSeq and is a predicted model, not a curated record. The transcript has 3 exons. The annotation marks the transcript as partial.